GCGCGGGCCCGGCGCUCCCUGAGGCGGCGGCGGCGGCUCCGGCGGCUCCUUUGUUCCCCCUGCCGGCACCGGGCUCGGAAUCGCGUCGGGAUCGGGCCGGGAUGAGCCUCGGGAAGGGCUCCGGGAAAGGCUCCGGCUCCGCCUAAUGUUAGGAGCUCGUCCCUGCGAGGCAUUGAGGACUGCCAUGCCCUUAGGUGCCGUUGCCAGCCCCUGAUGUGACAUGGCCACCCCGGAGCCCCCCCUGGGCGGGACCCCCCGGCCCGGCCCCUCCCCCGGGCCCGGCCCCUCCCCCAGCUCCAUGCUGGGCCCCUCCCCCGGCCCCUCCCCCGGCUCCGGCCACUCCGGGCACUCCGGGCACGCGCUGCCGGCGCCGGGCUACGCGCCCGACACCAUCCACCCCCUGCACAAGCCCCUGGACGCGAUGCACGAGAAGGGAAUGGCGGAGGAUCCUCGCUACGGGCAGAUGAAGGGAAUGGGGAUGCGCCCGGGGGGGCACGCGGGGAUGGGACCCCCCCCCAGCCCCAUGGAUCAGCAUUCCCAAGGUUACCCCUCCCCUCUGGGCGGCUCCGAGCACGCCUCCAGCCCCGUCCCCUCCAACGGCCCCUCCGGCAGCUCCGCCGCGGCCGGCGCCGCCCUGGACGGUUCCGGUUCCGACUCCCCCGCCUUGGGCCGGGGCCCUUCGCCCUUCAACGCCGCCCAGCUGCACCAGCUGCGGGCCCAGAUCAUGGCCUACAAGCUGCUGGCGCGGGGGCAGCCCCUGCCCGAGCACCUGCAGGUGGCCGUGCAGGGCAAGCGGCCGCUGCCGGGGAUGCAGCCGCAGAUCCCGGCUCUACCUCCGCCCGCCGGGGCCGCGCAGGGCCCGGGGCAAGCGCCCGGAGCGGGGCCGGCGCCGCCCGGAUACUCCAGACCUCACGGAAUAGGAGGGCCCAACAUGCCCCCUCCUGGACCCUCAGGAGUUCCCCCAGGAAUGCCAGGACAGCCCCCAGGGGGACCCCCCAAACCCUGGCCCGAAGGCCCGCUGUCGGCGGCGGCUCCGGGCGGGGCCCCCCAGAAGCUGCUGCCGCCCCCCCCCGCCGGCCGCCCGUCCCCGGUGCCCCCCGCGGUGCCGCCGGCCUCGCCCGGGCCCCCCCCGCCCUCGCCGGGGCAGCCGGCGCCGCCGGCGCUGCCCAUGCACGCCAAGCAGAACCGCAUCACCCCCAUCCAGAAACCGCGCGGGCUCGACCCCGUGGAGAUCCUGCAGGAGAGGGAGUACAGGCUCCAAGCCCGCAUCGCCCACCGCAUCCAGGAGCUGGAGAACCUGCCCGGCUCCUUGGCCGGAGACCUGAGGACCAAAGCCACCAUCGAGCUCAAGGCCCUGAGGCUGCUCAACUUCCAGCGCCAGCUGCGGCAGGAGGUGGUGGUGUGCAUGCGGCGCGACACGGCGCUGGAGACGGCGCUCAACGCCAAGGCCUACAAGCGCAGCAAGCGGCAGUCGCUGCGCGAGGCGCGCAUCACCGAGAAGCUGGAGAAGCAGCAGAAGAUCGAGCAGGAGAGGAAGCGCCGCCAGAAGCACCAGGAAUACCUCAACAGCAUCCUGCAGCACGCCAAGGACUUCAAGGAGUACCACCGGAGCGUCAGCGGCAAGAUCCAGAAGCUCACCAAGGCCGUGGCCACCUACCACGCCAACACCGAGCGCGAGCAGAAGAAGGAGAACGAGCGCAUCGAGAAGGAGAGGAUGAGGAGGCUCAUGAUGGAUGGAUGGGUGGAUGGAUGGAAGGAGAACGAGCGCAUCGAGAAGGAGAGGAUGAGGAGGCUCAUGGCCGAGGAUGAGGAAGGCUACCGCAAGCUGAUCGACCAGAAGAAGGACAAGCGCCUGGCCUACCUGCUGCAGCAGACCGACGAGUACGUGGCCAACCUGACCGAGCUGGUGCGGCAGCACAAGGCGGCCCAGGUGGCCAAGGAGAAGAAGAAGAAGAAGAAGAAGAAGAAGGCAGAGAACGCUGAGGGUCAGGCUCCGGCCAUCGGCCCCGACGGGGAGCCCCUGGACGAGACCAGCCAGAUGAGCGACCUCCCGGUGAAGGUGAUCCACGUGGAGAGCGGCAAAAUCCUGACGGGAACCGACGCGCCCAAGGCCGGGCAGCUGGAGGCCUGGCUGGAGAUGAACCCGGGGUACGAGGUGGCUCCGCGCUCCGACAGCGAGGAGAGCGGCUCCGAGGAGGAGGAGGAGGAGGAGGAGGAGGAGCAGCCCCAGCUGGCCCAGCCCGCGCUGCCCGUGGAGGAGAAGAAGAAAAUUCCGGACCCCGACAGCGACGACGUCUCGGAGGUGGACGCCCGACACAUCAUCGAGAACGCCAAGCAGGACGUGGAUGACGAGUACGGGGUGUCGCAGGCGCUGGCGCGGGGGCUCCAGUCCUACUACGCCGUGGCCCACGCCGUCACCGAGCGCGUGGACAAGCAGUCGGCCCUCAUGGUCAACGGCGUCCUCAAGCAGUACCAGAUCAAGGGCCUGGAGUGGUUGGUGUCCCUCUACAACAACAACCUCAACGGGAUCCUGGCCGACGAGAUGGGGCUGGGCAAGACCAUCCAGACCAUCGCCCUCAUCACCUACCUGAUGGAGCACAAGAGGAUCAACGGCCCCUUCCUCAUCAUCGUCCCGCUCUCGACUUUGUCCAACUGGGCCUACGAGUUCGACAAGUGGGCGCCGUCCGUGGUCAAGGUCUCCUACAAGGGCUCCCCGGCCGCGCGCCGCGCCUUCGUCCCGCAGCUGCGCAGCGGCAAAUUCAACGUCCUGCUGACCACCUACGAGUACAUCAUCAAGGACAAGCACAUCCUGGCCAAGAUCCGUUGGAAGUACAUGAUCGUGGACGAAGGCCACCGCAUGAAGAACCACCACUGCAAGCUGACGCAGGUCCUCAACACCCACUACGUGGCCCCGCGGCGUCUUCUCCUCACCGGGACCCCCCUGCAGAACAAACUGCCCGAGCUCUGGGCGCUCCUCAACUUCCUGCUGCCCACCAUCUUCAAGAGCUGCAGCACCUUCGAGCAGUGGUUCAACGCGCCCUUCGCCAUGACCGGCGAGAAGGUGGACCUCAAUGAGGAGGAGACCAUCCUCAUCAUCCGCCGUCUCCACAAGGUUCUGCGGCCGUUCCUGCUGCGGCGCCUCAAGAAGGAGGUGGAGGCUCAGCUGCCCGAGAAGGUGGAGUACGUCAUCAAGUGCGACAUGUCGGCGCUGCAGCGCGUCCUGUACCGGCACAUGCAGGCCAAGGGCGUCCUGCUCACCGACGGCUCCGAGAAGGACAAGAAGGGCAAAGGAGGCACCAAGACCCUGAUGAACACCAUCAUGCAGCUGCGCAAGAUCUGCAACCACCCCUACAUGUUCCAGCACAUCGAGGAAUCCUUCUCCGAGCACUUGGGCUUCACGGGCGGGAUCGUGCAGGGGCUGGAUUUGUACCGAGCUUCUGGAAAAUUCGAGCUCCUGGAUCGGAUCCUGCCCAAACUCAGGGCCACCAACCACAAGGUGCUGCUCUUCUGCCAGAUGACCUCCCUGAUGACCAUCAUGGAGGAUUAUUUCGCUUAUCGCGGCUUCAAAUACCUCAGGCUGGACGGCACCACCAAGGCCGAGGACCGGGGCAUGCUGCUGAAGACGUUCAACGAGCCCGGCUCCGAGUAUUUCAUCUUCCUGCUGAGCACGCGCGCCGGCGGCCUCGGCCUCAACCUGCAGUCGGCCGACACCGUCAUCAUCUUCGACAGCGACUGGAACCCCCACCAGGACCUGCAGGCGCAGGACCGCGCGCACCGCAUCGGGCAGCAGAACGAGGUGCGCGUCCUGCGCCUCUGCACCGUGAACAGCGUGGAGGAGAAGAUCCUGGCGGCCGCCAAGUACAAACUGAACGUGGACCAGAAGGUGAUCCAGGCCGGGAUGUUCGACCAGAAAUCCUCCAGCCACGAGCGCAGGGCCUUCCUGCAGGCCAUCCUCGAGCACGAGGAGCAGGACGAG
Melozone crissalis (California towhee) is the source of this 3976-nucleotide messenger RNA. RefSeq names its product transcription activator BRG1-like. Gene Ontology annotation, molecular function: ATP-dependent chromatin remodeler activity; transcription factor binding; ATP binding. The record is from RefSeq and is a predicted model, not a curated record. Gene Ontology annotation, biological process: positive regulation of transcription by RNA polymerase II. Gene Ontology annotation, cellular component: nucleus. Lineage: Eukaryota; Metazoa; Chordata; Aves; Passeriformes; Passerellidae.